Molecule: messenger RNA, 1998 nt
Organism: Naegleria lovaniensis
Lineage: Eukaryota; Heterolobosea; Eutetramitea; Acrasida; Naegleriidae
Exons: 1
Coding region: 1-1998 (665 amino acids)
Biological process (GO): SRP-dependent cotranslational protein targeting to membrane
Cellular component (GO): signal recognition particle receptor complex; endoplasmic reticulum membrane
Molecular function (GO): GTPase activity; GTP binding; ATP hydrolysis activity
Source: RefSeq, a predicted model, not a curated record
AUGAUUGAUAAUUUUACAGUUCUUACGAAAGGAGGGCUGGUUCUGUGGAGCCAUACUGGAUUUCAGUUGAGUGGAAAUCCGAUCAACGAGUUGAUUCGUUCCAUUUUGUUGGAAGAUCGUCUUUCAGAAAAGAAAUUCACGUAUCACAACGAAUACUUGUUGACUUGGGUUCAAGAAAAUGAAUUUGAACUAAUCUUUGUUGCCAUUCAUUCAAUUUCUAUUCAAGUUACUUUUAUCGACACUCUUUUAGAAACAGUGAAACAAAAGUUUGUUUCCACGUUCAAAAAGACUUUGCAAGACGCUAAAGGAAUCGGAAAAGGAAUGCCAUCACUGAGUAAUGUCGAAUUUAAUUUUGAUAAAGAAUAUACCAAGAUUGUUGAUACUCUUGAAGAGCGAUCAAGAGAAGAAAAACAAUUACAAAAAGAAGGACUUCUCAUUAAGCAAUAUAAAAAGAAGGAAAAGAAAGAGGAUGACGACGAAUCUGACAAAAAGACAACAUUUAUUGAAAAACAAAUCAAACAGGGAGAAGAAUUGUUACAAAAUGCUUCCAAUUCACCAAAAACACCAACAAACAAAUACGAAAAGAAGAAGAAAGAUAAAUCAUCUGCUAAACCCGUCACUCCAGCUUCGGAAUCUGAUGAAAGCGACGAGGAAGAAGAGAUCAAGUCUGGCUCGAGUCAAAGGACAUCCAACGGUGGCAUGAAUGAGACUGUGUUAGCUAAUAUUGAGAAAAUGAAGAAGCGAUUAAGUAAGGUAAAGAACGGACCAAAAAAGUCUUCAAAGAAAACAGAUUCUCCAGAAGAUACCACUCCAGUAGUCACAAAAACAAAAACCAAGAAGGAAGCAACCACAUGGGAUACAUUUGACACAACUUACAACAAGAAGAAGGAAGGAAAAAUUGACUUUUCAAGAAAAGCUGAAAAUGAAGAUGAUGAGCUUCAACGACACAAAGACAAAUAUUUACCAAAUCCAAAUCAACAAACAGAUAUCGAUGCAGGUUUGGAAUCAGAGAGUUCUGAGGAAGAAGAAGAAGAAGAAACAGCACCAAAGAAAGGAAAUAUUUUCACAUCAUUCUUCUCCACCUUGACAAACGGUAGAACUCUCACAAAAGAGGAUCUUGAUCCGGUAAUGGAAGAAUUUAAACAAUCAUUGAUGAAGAAAAAUGUUGCUCAAGAAAUUGCUGUCAGUAUUUGUGACUCAGUAUUGGAAGGUUUAGUAGGUAAAAAAUUGGGAACAUUUUCUUCUGUAAAAUCAGAAGUCACAAAGGUGUUAGCAGAAACCCUUACUAGAAUCCUUACACCAACCAGAACAAUUAACAUUCUCAAGGAAGCAUCAACAGCCAGAGAACAAGGAAGACCCUAUGUCAUUGUAUUUUGUGGAGUGAACGGAGUUGGUAAGAGCACAACUUUGUCAAAGAUUUGCUACUGGCUUUUACAAAAAGAAUUUUCUUGCUUGAUCGCUGCGUGCGACACAUUUAGAUCUGGGGCUGUAGAGCAAUUGCAAGUUCACGCUCGUUGUUUGGGUGUACCUGUGUUCCAAAAGGGUUAUGGAAAGAAUGCAGCCAGUCUCGCUAAAGAAGCUAUUGCUCAUGCAAAGAAGAACAAGUAUGAUAUUGUUUUGGUAGAUACUGCUGGAAGAAUGCAAGAUAAUGAACCUUUGAUGAAAUCUUUGAUUGAGCUCAUUCAAGUCAAUCAACCAGAUCUAGUUCUCUUUGUUGGUGAAGCUCUAGUUGGUAAUGACGGUAUUGAUCAAUUACAAAAAUUCAACUCUUCGCUCAAGAUUUUGGCUCAAAAUGAAACUUCAACCAAACAAACAAAGGACUUGAUUGAUGGUAUUGUACUCACGAAAUUUGAUACCAUUGAUGAAAAAGUUGGUGCAGCUGUAUCCAUGGUUCACAAGACAGGUCAUCCAAUUGUUUUUGUGGGUGUAGGCCAAACGUAUACAGAUUUGAGAACUCUUAAAGUGGAAUCUGUGGUGAAAGCAUUAUUGAAGAAUUAA